CAUAAAAGUACGCAAUCUCAAAUCUUAUAGCCAGAUGCCAUCGCUAGUUAGAAUUUUAUGUUAAAGGUCAGUUAUAAAAUAUAUAUCUGAAUAAAUUUUCGUAAGUCGACCUUGAGAUACCAGGUACCACCGCGGUUCAGGUGGUUCUCGUAUGGUGCUAUUGUGAAAGCCGUGCCGGAGCGCUCGCGGGCACAUCGUAUAAAUUUUUUCUAGGUCAUCACCGUCGUUUAUUCACGAUUGGGACUGAAUGGUCGACUUCUUCGGCGGUUCUUCAGCUCUUCAGUGCGUUCACUAUCGUUGGCCACAAUGCCUUCUUGGAACGUGCGUUCGAUUGUAUUCCAUUGAAAAAGUGAAUUCUAGUGCGACAUGUUUUCGAAGCUAUUGUACCGGAAACGAACGCUUAUAGCGAGAAAAUGUACGCAGGCAAAAUGUCACGCCUUGUCCAAACAAACAUUGAGGCUAUCCAGCUCUUCAGCGCCUCCAGGGAAUAUUCUCAUACAAGAAGAUGAAACUGUACAGCAUGUCAAACCUUACUCAGAAAUUCCCGGUCCAAGGGCUAUACCGAUUUUAGGAAAUACCUGGAGAGUAAUGCCUAUUAUUGGCCAGUAUGAUAUCUCGGAUACGGCCAAGGUAUCAUUUGAGUUGCAUAGAGAAUAUGGGAAAAUUGUAAAGUUGUCGAAUUUGGUAGGCAGACCAGAUUUGUUGUUUCUUUACGAUGCAGAUGAAAUAGAAAAAGUCUACAGACAGGAAAGUGUUACCCCAUUUAGACCUUCAAUGCCUUGUUUGGUGAAGUACAAGGGCGAUGUAAGGAAGGAUUUUUUUGGUACCUUAGGAGGAGUUGUUGGAGUACAUGGAGAACCGUGGAAAAAAUUCCGAACUACCGUUCAAAAGCCCAUAUUGCAAGUUCAAACAGUAAAAAAGUACAUUGAGCCUAUUGAAGAUGUUACCAAAGAUUUCAUUUCAAAGAUGUUAGCGAUGAAAGAUGAAAACGGAGAGAUGCCAAGUGACUUUGAUAACGAAAUUCAUAAAUGGGCGCUAGAAUGUAUAGGUAGAGUAGCGUUAGACACAAGGCUGGGCUGUAUGGAUCCACACUUACCUCCUGAUUCAGAACCUCAAAAAAUUAUAGAUGCCGCAAAGUACGCUUUGCGUAACAUAGCUAUAAUGGAGCUGAGAUUUCCAUUUUGGAGGUAUUUUCCUACAACGCUGUGGACCCGAUAUGUUGCCAAUAUGGACUAUUUUGUCGAGAUCUGCACGAAAUACAUCUAUGCUGCAAUGGAAAGGCUAAAAAAUAAAGUUGUCAAGGAUGAAAAGGAACUGUCACUUAUUGAAAGGAUAUUGGCGAGUGAGAAAGAUCCCAAAAUUGCUACCAUAUUUGCGUUGGAUUUGAUAUUGGUUGGAAUAGACACGAUAUCAAUGGCAGUCUGUUCAAUACUCUACCAGCUUGCAACAAGGCAAGAACAACAAGAAAAGUUGCACGAAGAAUUGAAACAGGUCCUGCCAGACCCGAACGAACCGCUGACUGCUAAAAAGUUGGACGAAAUGGUCUUUCUAAAAGCGUUUGUCAAGGAGGUUUUCAGGAUGUAUUCAACGGUGAUAGGGAAUGGUAGGACCUUACAAGAAGAUACCAUACUAUUAGGAUAUAAAGUUCCCAAAGGCGUCCAAGUAGUUUUUCCAACAGUAGUUACUGGCAAUAUGGAAGAAUACAUAUCCGAGGCACAUAAAUUUUAUCCUGAAAGGUGGAUAAAAGAAAAAUGUGGAAAUCACUAUGUCCAUCCAUUUGCUUCGCUGCCCUAUGGUUACGGCGCAAGGAUGUGCCUUGGAAGAAGAUUUGCUGACUUAGAAAUACAAGUCCUUUUAGCUAAGAUUUUCAGGUCUUAUAAGUUGGAGUUCAACCACAAACCUCUGGAUUACAAAGUUACCUUCAUGUACGCACCUGAUGGCGAACUUACCUUCAAGAUGAUAGAUAGAUAAACAUUUUACAUGAUUCUGUAAAUAAAAUUUGUUAUUUUUGUA
Molecule: messenger RNA, 2013 nt
Organism: Acanthoscelides obtectus
Lineage: Eukaryota; Metazoa; Arthropoda; Insecta; Coleoptera; Chrysomelidae
Source: the annotation of a GenBank genome assembly